Molecule: messenger RNA, 722 nt
Organism: Dimorphilus gyrociliatus
Lineage: Eukaryota; Metazoa; Annelida; Polychaeta; Dinophilidae
Source: the annotation of a GenBank genome assembly
GACAUCGCUAGCAGACAACGCUCAAUGUAAUCAUCUUUUGUUCGUCGUAGUUCUGCCUUUAUGAAAUAUAACUUCCUCUAAAUGAGUUUAUUUUAAAGAUUUUAGCCUUAAUUUUUCGUAGGAAUACAUCAAAUUAAAUAUAAAGACGGUGCUACUCACCUAAUGUUGACAAAAAUUGCAACAGUAUGGGAUUACUGUUUACAAAGCUUUGGAGGUUGUUUACCAAUGAAGAACAUAAGGUAAUUAUUGUGGGACUUGAUAAUGCUGGAAAAACGACGAUACUCUAUCAGUUUUUGAUGAAUGAAGUUGUUCAUACGUCUCCUACUAUCGGAUCAAACGUAGAGGAAGUAAUUUGGAAAAAUAUUCAUUUUCUUAUGUGGGAUAUAGGAGGGCAAGAGAGUUUGCGAUCUUCUUGGUCAACGUAUUAUACAAAUGCUCAGUUUGUUAUACUAGUCGUCGAUUCUACGGAUAGGGAAAGAUUGAGUAUAACUAAGGAGGAAUUAUGUAAAAUGCUAGCUUGCGAGGACUUGAAGAAAGCUGCAGUUUUGAUUUUUGCAAAUAAGCAAGACAUAAAAGGUGCCAUGUCGGCCGCUGAGAUCUCACAGCAGUUAAGUUUAACCUCAGUUAAACAGCAUCCCUGGCAUAUACAAGCAUGCUGUGCAUUAACUGGCGAAGGAUUAUAUCAAGGACUAGAGUGGAUUACCUCUCAUAUUAAACGAUAA